Messenger RNA from Suillus subalutaceus, 525 nucleotides. RefSeq lists its product as uncharacterized. NCBI's taxonomy places the organism in Eukaryota, Fungi, Basidiomycota, Agaricomycetes, Boletales, Suillaceae. The record is from RefSeq and is a predicted model, not a curated record. The coding region runs from base 1 to 525 and encodes 174 amino acids. The transcript is spliced from 5 exons.
AUGAGCUCCUUCCGCACCAAUCUCAAGAAGCUCGCACAUCAAAUUGUUGUAUUGUGUUUUGGACUGCAGAAAGGCUGCGCUGACAAGGUAGAAGACCUUCUUAAGAGUCACAAGUAUAUUUUUCCAACCGAUGCCAAGGGUAAGGUCCUUGGGGACCAACCAUUUUGUGAUGAGGCUACCAUUGACACCAUCCGAUUGACAUUCUUUGAUGGUGAGGACUCGUUUGGCGCUCAGUGCCAUGAUGAUUUUGUUUCUGUCUUAGAUGAAAACGACGAGCCCGAGCUACCUGUGGCUAUGGUGUGUUUGAUUGCAACUAUGAUUUAUGCGAUAUUGAAGGAUUGGAGUAGCAGCAACCCGCCUUCAAUGCACAAGUCAAAUCAUUCAAUACCUCCUCCCACUAGAAAGAAGUACCAUGCACUGAUGGCACAACUUUACAAGGCAGUUAGUGCAAUCGACAACUCAGCGUCCACUGGCUCAUCAAGCACUUGCGACUAUCUUGAUCUCGACGCAAUGGUCGAAGAAUAA